UCCGACAUGGAGAAGCCAAAGAGAAUUCAACCAAAGAGGCAAGUAAUGGCCUUAAUUUUUAUAAUGGUCUUGAUGCAGGUUGACUCGGAGCUUAUUCGUUACUCUGUACAGGAGGAAACAGAGGGCGGUUCCGUCAUUGCCCACCUCGCUGAUGGCUUGGGCCUGGGAACUGGGGAACUGGCAGCCAGGUCGGCACAGGUAUUGUCUGAUGAUUACAAGCAGCAUUUGUUGCUGGAUCCUCAGACUGGAGAUUUGUUAUUGAGGGAGACACUAGACCGGGAAGAGCUUUGUGGGCCUGCUGAACCGUGUCUGCUGCGUUUCCAGGUCUUCCUUGAAAUGCCAGUGCAAUUUUUUCAGGGAGAAUUAUGGAUUCAGGACAUUAAUGACCACUCCCCAACGUUCAUGGAUGGGAACGUGCUCUUGAAAAUACCUGAAAGCAGCCAACCAGGGACUGUAUUUCCCCUGAAAUCAGCCCAAGAUUUGGAUGUGGGCAGCAACGGGAUUCAAACAUACACAAUCAGCCCUAAUGAUCAUUUUCACGUUCUCACUCGAAAUAACAGUAAGGGUAUGAAGUUCCCAGACCUGGUACAGGACAAGCCGCUGGAUCGGGAGGAGCAGGCUGAGUACAGCUUAAUUCUCAUGGCUCUGGAUGGCGGGUCUCCAUCGAGGUCUGGCACUGUCAUGGUUCAAAUCCUGAUCCUGGAUGUCAAUGACAAUGCUCCUGAAUUUGUGCACACCCUAUAUGAGGUUCAGGUCCAGGAGAACUGCCCCUUAAAUUCCCUCAUCCUGACUGUCUCAGCUAGAGACAAGGAUGCUGGACAUUUUGGAAGUGUUUCCUAUGGCUUGUUCCAGCCAUCAGAUGAAAUUAAACGAACUUUCUCAAUACAUGAAGUCACGGGAGAAAUUCGACUGCAAAAGAAACUGGAUUAUGAAAAAAUUAAGUCUUUCCAUGUGGAAAUUGAGGCCACAGAUGGAGGAGGCCUUUCUGGGAAAGGAACAGUAGUGAUAGAGGUGGUGGACGUGAAUGACAAUGCCCCUGAACUGACCAUAACCUCACUCACCACCUCCAUCCCAGAAAAUGCUCCUGAGAGCAUUGUCUCUAUUUUCCGCGUGGGAGACAGAGAUUCUGGAGACAAUGGGAAGAUGAUUUGUUCUAUUCCAGACCAUCUGCCUUUUGUCUUGAAACCAACAUUUAUGAAUUUCUAUAGCCUGGUAACAGAGAGCCCUCUGGACAGAGAGACUAGGGCUGAGUACAACAUUACAAUCACGGUUACCGACUUGGGGACACCCAGGCUCAAAACCCAGCACACCAUAACAGUGCAGGUCUCUGAUGUCAACGACAACGCCCCCACCUUCACCCAAUCCUCCUACACCCUCUUCGUCCCAGAAAACAACAGCCCCGCCCUGCUCAUAGGCACCAUCAGCGCCACAGACAGAGACUCAGGCUCCAAUGCCCAGGUCACCUACUCGCUGCUGCCGCCCCAACACCCGCAGCCGCAGCCGCAGCCGCAGCCGGACCCCGCCUCGCUCGUGUCCAUCAACGCCGACACCGGGCAGCUGUUCGCGCUGCGGGCGCUGGACUACGAGGCCCUGCGCGCCUUCGAGUUCCGCGUGGGCUCGGCCAGCGUCACGCUGCACGUGCUGCUGGUGGACGGCUUCUCGCAGCCCUACCUGCCGGCGGCCGAGGCGGCGCCCGAGCGCGCGCAGCCCGCCUCGCUCACCGCGCACCUGGUGGUGGCGCUGGCCGCCGUGUCGUCGCUCUUCCUGCUGUCGCUGCUGCUCUUCGUGGCGCUCAGGCUGUGCAGGAGGAGCGGGCCGGCCGCGCUGGGGGUGUGCUCGGCGGCGCCCGAGGGCCCCUUCCCUGCCCACCUGGUGGACGUCAGCGGCACGGGGACGCUGUCGCACUCCUACCAGUAUGAGGUGUGUCUCUCUGGAGACUCUGGGACUGGUGAGUUCAAAUUCCUGAAGCCGCUAUUCCCCAACCUCGUGGGUCUGGACCCUGGUAGAGAAGUUAGAGAGGAUCCUAACUGCAGGAACAGCUCUGUGUUCAGUUAAGUUUUGUAUUUAUUCAGUAAAUCUCAUUAAUUUGGGCCAAAUUC
Messenger RNA from Octodon degus (degu), 2099 nucleotides. Its product is annotated as protocadherin beta-4. The coding region runs from base 7 to 2055 and encodes 682 amino acids. The record is from RefSeq and is a predicted model, not a curated record. Lineage: Eukaryota; Metazoa; Chordata; Mammalia; Rodentia; Octodontidae. Gene Ontology annotation, cellular component: plasma membrane. The transcript has 2 exons. Gene Ontology annotation, biological process: homophilic cell-cell adhesion. Gene Ontology annotation, molecular function: calcium ion binding.